Messenger RNA from Fusarium venenatum, 702 nucleotides. RefSeq lists its product as uncharacterized. Gene Ontology annotation, molecular function: hydrolase activity, acting on carbon-nitrogen (but not peptide) bonds. NCBI's taxonomy places the organism in Eukaryota, Fungi, Ascomycota, Sordariomycetes, Hypocreales, Nectriaceae. The record is from RefSeq and is a predicted model, not a curated record. Gene Ontology annotation, biological process: carbohydrate metabolic process.
AUGAAGUUCACUCUUUAUGCUGUCGCGCAAGCACUUGAGAAACAACCUGAAGUAGCUGCGCGUUGUAUGCAAGAAGGCCAUGAUGUAGCGUCGCAUGGCUAUCGAUGGGUGGAUCAUCAUGGUCGGUCCCAUGACAAAGAGAAAGAGUUCAUCAGAAAAGCAAUCAAGAGCUUGAAAAGUCUCAGAGGGUACGCACCAAAAGGCUGGUGCUAUGGUCGUCCAUCACCUCGCAGCCGAACUCUCGUUCCACAGGUCUACCAAGAAAUGGGCGAAGAACUGAAAUGGACGAGCGACACGUACGCCGACGAUGUACCGUACUGGAUCGAUCUUCCUAGUAAGCAUAACAAACAAAAUCCAAAGGGGUGUCUUAUGAUUCCAUAUAGUUACGACUGUAACGACUUUAAGUUUCAUACCGUCACUGGUUUCAACGACCCUGACGGCUUCUGUACUCACUUGAAGAAUGCCUUUGAUUUGCUCUACGAUGAGGGAGAAGACGGAGAGCCCAAGAUUAUGACCGUCGGUUUGUAUUGUCGCAUCAUUGGAAGGCCUGGGCGGUUCAAGGCCUUGAAAGACUUUGUGGAUUACAUAGAGCAGAAGGAAGGAGUUUGGGUAACUACGAGAACAGAGAUCGCCGAGGUAUUCAAGACCCAGUUCCCUUAUAAUAGGGGUCAACUGGUGGAAGGUGAAGACAGCGAAACCUAG